Cladophialophora psammophila CBS 110553 is the source of this 2457-nucleotide messenger RNA. Its product is annotated as transcription initiation factor TFIID subunit 5. Gene Ontology annotation, molecular function: protein binding; RNA polymerase II general transcription initiation factor activity. Gene Ontology annotation, biological process: transcription initiation at RNA polymerase II promoter. Gene Ontology annotation, cellular component: transcription factor TFIID complex. Lineage: Eukaryota; Fungi; Ascomycota; Eurotiomycetes; Chaetothyriales; Herpotrichiellaceae. The transcript has 2 exons. The record is from RefSeq and is a predicted model, not a curated record. Bases 1 to 2457 code for a protein of 818 amino acids.
AUGAAUCAGAGUCCUAGGAAACCGGGACGACCGCCAAAACCCCCUCAAAGUAACCCCAGCUUUCUUCCACCAUCACCCACGGUGACACGCUUGGGGCUCGCUCCUUUCAUCCAGCCGUCUGUACCCAACCUGCAUCAGAGUCCUGGUGCGCCGGUAAGGCCGUCAAAGAAGCACAAGCUGGGAUUGGAAGCAAACAACCCGUAUUACCCUUACGCCUACGUCAAAGAUAUCGAGAGAUAUGAGAAGUCGAAACGUCCCAAGUCCAUGGAUUUUGUGAUCGACUACCUCGCAAAGAAAGGCUACCACAAAACAGAAGCCACCCUUCGGGCUGAAUCAGCAAAUCAAGAAGUUCCCAAAGACGCAGAAUUGAAACCAACACCUUCCGGGCCUCCGCGAUACUAUGAGAUGUUUGUACGGCUACAAGCAUGGACUGAUGACGCGCUCGACAUCUACAAACCAGAAGUCAAGCGACUGCUCUGGCCUAUUUUUGUCUAUUCGUACCUUGACCUUAUCAAACAAUUCUACCCGAAAGAAGCCCAUCGGUUGUUUCAAAAGUUCUCAGAGGAUUUCAAGAAGGAGCAUGAAUACGACCUCAGAGGGCUUGAGCACAUUUCCCUACCGGAACAUGGCGAAGAUAAAAUCGCAAAGAUUUACCGCGACAACAAAUACCGUCUGUCCCUCAGCAAUCCGGCAUACGUCUACUUCAUGCAAUUCCUCGAGACUCUCCCCCAAGCAGGCUACAGACUCUUCAUGAAUAUCGUAGAAAACAAUUUGGACCUACGACAAGUCGAGCGUGCAGCAGACGAUCGCUUCAGUUUUGCCUCCGUGAUCCAGCGAGGGAUUGACGGCCAAGAUAUGCCCGCCGAAGACGAAGGCAUCCCAGGUCACAGACCGGGAAAUGCCGUCUCUUCAACAGACCCAAACGUCGGAAACAAUCUAGCGACCCUCAAACUUGGCAAAUUACCCAUGGACAAGGAUGCCGAAGGGGAUGUUCGCGCCGAACUCGAGGAACUAGAUCAGAAGAUAUCUCCCUAUCCAGGUCAGCCUACACUUGUCCAAACCCAUGAUUUGGUCAAUAUCAAGCAGGAAGACGAAGACGAGGGCCCCAAUCGAGCCGAGAUUCCAUUCCCAGUAUCUACUGCUCGGGAUGUGGCCAUGGAGGUCCAAAAGAUUCGCGAAAACCGCGACCGCCUCAAGAUCGAGUCUCGUACUGGCGGCAUCGGCCCCGGGAUUAGCGUGGUAAUGUACACAUUCCACAAUACACACGACUCGAUCUGCUGCAUGGACUUCAGUGGCGAUCAGCGACUGAUUGCUGCGGGCUUCUCGGAAUCAUAUAUCCGCAUCUGGACCAUGGACGGCUCUGCUCUAGGCCCCCCCGCACCAAGCGGUCAACAACAGAACUCCCAACGUCUCAUCGGCCACUCUGGACCUGUGUAUGCGGUCGCCUUCGCGCCCUCGACAGACAAGCCUAGCCCAGAUUCCCCAGACACAGAUUCAAAAUGGCUCCUGUCGUGUUCCGCAGACAGUACCAUCCGCCUGUGGAACCUCGACGUCUUCCAGUGCUUAGUCGUUUACAAAGGCCACGUGGGUCCCGUCUGGUCAGUGGUCUGGGGACCAUUUGGACAUUAUUUCGCAUCCUGCGGCCAUGACAAGACGGGAAGAAUCUGGUCGACCGAUAAAAUUCGCCAACUGCGGCUUUUGGCGGGCCACGACGACGAUGUGGAUGUCGUCGCUUGGCAUCCUAACUCGGGCUAUGUGUUCACUGCAAGUUCAGAUAAAACGGUCAGAAUGUGGAGCUUGAAUAACGGAAAUGCCGUGAGGAUGUUUACCGGCCACACAUCGACCAUCACAGCACUGGCCUGUUCUCGAAACGGCAAGAUCCUCGCUUCGGCAGACGACACUGGAGUCAUACUGCUCUGGGACCUAGGACCGGGAAGACUACUUAAGAAAAUGCGCGGUCACGGUAAAGGAGGCAUCUGGAGUCUGAGUUGGUCUGCUGAAUCAACAGUGCUGGUGAGUGGCGGCGCGGACUGCACUGUGAGGGCAUGGGACGUUACAGGUCCGGCAAAGGAAGCUGCAGCAAGUACCACCACGGCGGGUGGAGCGACCACAAAUAAACCAGGCGAUGGCCUAACAACGGCGCAGGGCGGAGGUACAAUACAGGAUGGAGUUCCCAAAUCUGCCGGAGGCACCAACGCUCCGACGUCGAAUUUGAACCUCACUUCGGGUACGGUGACUGGUGCAGCGGGCGUGGGUGCUGGUGUUGGUACCACGAGUGUCAGUGGUGUUGGCAUCGCUGGAAUGCAGGGUGGCAAGAGACGCGGUAAGGACGCGGUCGUCACCAGCGAUCAAAUCAGCGCGUUCCUCACCAAGCAGAGUCCCGUCUAUAAGGUCAAAUUCACCAAUAUGAACCUCGUGCUUGCCGGAGGUGCUUACUUGCCGGAACAGGCGAAGUAA